AUGAUCAUAAAUGUGAGGGAUUCAACUAUGGUGCGGCCGUCGGAGGAGGUUGCACGGCGGACGGUGUGGAACUCCAACGUUGAUUUGGUGGUGCCGAAUUUCCAUACUCCAAGUGUUUAUUUCUAUCGAAACAAUGGUGCGUCGAAUUACUUCGACGCCAAGGUUAUGAAGGAAGCUCUUAGCAGAGUGCUUGUCCCGUUUUAUCCAAUGGCUGGCCGUCUUCGCCGAGACGAAGACGGCCGUGUUGAGAUUGAUUGUGAUGGUCAGGGAGUGCUCUUUGUCGAGGCUGACACCGGUGCAGUUAUCGAUGAUUUUGGUGACUUUGCUCCCACGCUUGAGCUCCGUCAGCUUAUCCCAGCCGUUGAUUAUUCGCGCGGAAUCGAAACGUAUCCCCUUCUAGUGUUACAGGUAACAUAUUUCAAAUGUGGAGGAGUAUCACUUGGUGUUGGUAUGCAACAUCAUGUAGCAGAUGGAGCUUCUGGUCUUCACUUCAUCAACACAUGGUCAGAUGUAGCUCGCGGCCUUGAUGUUUCCAUCCCACCGUUCAUUGACCGGACACUACUCCGCGCCCGCGAUCCUCCUCGACCUGUUUUCGAUCACAUUGAAUACAAGCCGCCACCAUCCUUGAAGAUUUCUCAACAGCCUACAAAACCAGGCUCUGACAGUGCAGCUGUCUCGAUUUUCAAAUUGACUCGCGAGCAACUUAACACGUUGAAAGCUAAGUCGAAAGAAGCCGGUAACACAGUCCACUACAGUUCUUACGAGAUGUUAGCCGGUCAUGUUUGGAGAAGCGUGUGCAGAGCAAGAUCGUUGCCUGAUGAUCAAGAAACCAAAUUGUAUAUCGCGACCGACGGAAGGGCGAGACUGCAGCCUCCUCCUCCACCGGGUUACUUCGGCAAUGUGAUAUUCACAACAACACCUAUAGCUAUAGCAGGUGAUCUCAUGUCGAAACCAACAUGGUAUGCUGCAAGUAGAAUCCACAACGCGUUGUCGCGAAUGGACAACGAGUAUUUAAGAUCUGCUCUUGAUUUUCUAGAGCUACAACCUGAUCUUAAAGCUCUUGUUCGCGGUGCACAUACUUUCAAGUGUCCGAAUCUCGGUAUUACUAGUUGGGCUAGGCUUCCGAUUCACGAUGCUGAUUUUGGUUGGGGAAGGCCUAUUUUCAUGGGACCUGGAGGGAUUGCUUAUGAGGGACUUUCUUUUAUAAUUCCAAGCUCAACAAAUGACGGGAGUUUAUCGGUGGCGAUUGCUCUUCAACACGAGCAUAUGAAAGUGUUUAAGGAAUUCUUGUAUGAUAUUUGA
Lathyrus sativus (Indian pea) is the source of this 1302-nucleotide messenger RNA. NCBI's taxonomy places the organism in Eukaryota, Viridiplantae, Streptophyta, Magnoliopsida, Fabales, Fabaceae. The record is from the annotation of a GenBank genome assembly.